Messenger RNA from Oryctolagus cuniculus (rabbit), 1653 nucleotides. The record is from RefSeq and is a predicted model, not a curated record. NCBI's taxonomy places the organism in Eukaryota, Metazoa, Chordata, Mammalia, Lagomorpha, Leporidae.
CCUCGAGGGCCGGUGCUGAGGUCCACUUCGGGUGAGGGCCCCGGCCCGUGGUGCGCGCGUGGGCGCCCCGGCCCGCACAGCCGCCCGUCUCCCCGGCAGGUGAACAUGGUGAUCGGCAUCCUGGUAUUCAACAAGCUCGUGUCCAAAGACGGCAUCACCGACAAGAAGCUGAAGGAGCGGGCGGGGGCCUCCCUGUGGAGCUCCUGUGUGGUGUUGCCGCUGCUGGCGCUGACCUGGAUGUCGGCCGUGCUCGCCGUCACCGACCGCCGCUCCGCCCUCUUCCAGAUCCUCUUUGCCGUCUUCGACUCCCUCGAGGGCUUCGUCAUCGUCAUGGUGCACUGCAUCCUGCGGAGGGAGGUCCAGGACGCCGUCAAGUGCCGCGUGGUUGACCGCCAGGAAGAGGGCAACGGGGACUCGGGGGGCUCCUUCCAGAACGGCCACGCCCAGCUCAUGACUGACUUCGAGAAGGACGUGGAUCUGGCCUGUAGAUCAGUGCUCAAGAAGGACAUCGCGGCCUGCCGCACCGCCACCAUCACGGGCACGCUGAAGCGGCCGGCGCUGCCCGAGGACGAGAAGCUGAAGCUGGCGCACACCAAGGGGCCGCCGUCCAACUUCAACAGCCUGCCGGCCAACACGUCCAAGCUGCACCUGCACGGCGCGGCGCGCUGCCCCGGCGGCCCCCUGCCCGACUUCCCCAGCCACUCGCUGACCCUCAAGAAAGACAAGGCGCCCAAGUCCGCGCUGGCGGGCGACGGGGACAUCUUCAAGAAGCUGGACUCGGAGCUGAGCCGGGCCCAGGAGAAGGCUCUGGACACGAGCUACGUGAUCCUGCCCACGGCCACGGCCACGCUGCGGCCCAAGCCCAAGGAGGAGCCCAAGUACAGCAUCAACAUCGACCAGAUGCCCCAGACGCGGCUCAUCCACCUGAACAUGGCCCCCGACGCCGGCUUCCCCGCGCGCAGCCCCCCGGCCCGCGAGCCCCCCGGCGGGCCGCCCGAGGCGCCCCCCGCGCAGCCGCCGCCGCCGCCCCCACCGCCCCCGCCGCCGCCGCCGGCCCUGGAGCCGGCGCCCCCCAGCCUGGGGGAGCCGGGCGAGUCUGGGGCGCACGCGGGCCCCAGCGCGGGGCCUGCGGCCAAGAGCGAGAACGUGGCCACCUUGUCGGUCAGCUCCCUGGAGCGGCGGAAGUCACGGUAUGCAGAGCUGGACUUCGAGAAAAUCAUGCACACGCGGAAGCGACACCAGGACAUGUUCCAGGACCUGAACCGGAAGCUGCAGCACACCGCGGAGAAGGAGAGGGAGGCCCUGGGCGCGGACAGCAAGCCAGAGAAGCAGCAAACGCCCAACAAGCGGCCCUGGGAGAGCCUGCGGAAAGCGCACGGGGCGCCGGCCUGGGCCAAGGAGCUGGAGCCGUCGCCGCUGGAGCUGCGCGGCGUGGAGUGGGAGAAGGCGGGCGCCACGAUCCCGCUGGUGGGGCAGGACAUCACGGACCUCCAGACCGAGGUCUGAGCCGGCGCGGGCCGGGCGGACGGAUGCUGCUCUGCCCGCUCCUGCACCGGACAGGACGGGCGCCGACGCUCGCGGGCCGCGGGCCAGGCCCGCGCCCCGGCCUCAGGGCUCCCGGCGGCGCUGGGACCGGAGCCAGACGCAGGACAG